Suillus subaureus is the source of this 642-nucleotide messenger RNA. RefSeq lists its product as uncharacterized. The coding region runs from base 1 to 642 and encodes 213 amino acids. The record is from RefSeq and is a predicted model, not a curated record. Lineage: Eukaryota; Fungi; Basidiomycota; Agaricomycetes; Boletales; Suillaceae. The transcript has 2 exons.
AUGAAAAGGUGGGAGCCUGGGCAACACCAUUCAAGACAGAUUUCACAGUCCAGCUACCACCCUUAUUUCCACAAAACUCCCCCCACUCUGCAGGCAGAGCACAAGAUAGCAAGCAUGAUGGGAAGACCAGCUAGCAGUACAGAUUCAGAGUAUGAUGAUGAAACAAUUCACAAAGUAUUCUCCCAGGGCCUGCAGCAGAUGUCCACUGAAGGUGUUCACUGUGCUGCUUAUUACAAAGAAGUGGAACUUGAAUACCACCAUCAUCUCUCAAUGACUUUGGCUUGGGAGGCAGAGAAGCUCUCAAGGCUCAAACAUUUCCUCAAUGGUGAACAGCAAGUGCAGGAGGAUAAAACUACUCAAGCAUUUGAAGAGGCAGCACUCUUUACAUGUAUGGUGGUUGAUUGUGACUCAGAGCAUGCUUCCCAGGACAUUAAGUUCAUUACUGCUGUUCAAAAGAAUGAGGUAAAAAGGAUCACAAGGUUGAAUGCUGAACUUAAUGAGCUUGAUGUGUUUCUUCCCUUGGUCCUGCCAGCUUCAGAUUUCAACAAUGCUGAUACACACUCUAUCAGAGAUCCCCACUGCUCUGAUCACUCAUAUGUUGGAGACCCCCCCAAGGAUAGGCUGGUGAUGGUGUGGGAGUGA